UACAAAAUACAUUUUUUCCAACUUAACAAAUACGAAUAUAUCGCUUGACAGCUAUCAUUCGAUUAAGUAAUCGUGACUUUUCGUAUUCUCAAUGACGAGAAGAGAAUCUGAUAUGUUAUAAAUGCAAUAAGAAACAAAAUAUGGCGUGUAACUUUUUGCGUGCAGCUCAAAGAAUUGAGCGCAUUCUACAAAAUUCAUCUUCCAGACGAUCAAUUCAAUCUGAGAUGAGACGCAGUAUCCACAUUCUGUCGAGGAUGAAAAGAAGAGAUUUGCAAGCAGUCCUACAAGACCUUGGCAUCUUAAAGUCAGGAAAGGCUCCAAAGGGUUUUGAAAGAUUUAGAAAAGAAAAACCAUCGGAAGUUAAAGAACCAGCAAAAGGAGAGUCUGCAAAGAAAGAGGCACAAAAACCAGAGUCAGGCAACAAAGAGGCUCCCAAGGAACCACCAAGCAAAGACCAGAAAGACCCUAAAGACUUCAAUUCAUUCAGGAAGCCAAAGACAUUGAUAGAUUUUAAUUUCACGAAGGGUUUUGGCGGGGAUAAAGGAGGUGGUGGGUCCCAGCAAAACCAAUAUACGUUUUUAGUAACAACUGUUGCGGUCGGAACAAUGGCUUAUUUUUUGAUGAAAGAAAAUUACCAUGAAAUAGUUUGGCAAGAGUUUGUUGAGAAGUAUUUACAGGCAGGAUCUGUUAGCAAGAUAGUUGUUAGGAAAAAACAAUGGGCGGAAAUUUAUUUUAAGUCUCAAGCACAAUUAGAGAUACCAUGGUUCUCAAUUGGUUCAGUUGAAAAUUUUGAGAGAAACUUAGAGCAAGUUCAGCUAGAUCUAGAUAUUCCUCGCCAUGAUUUCAUCCCUGUCUAUUACAAAGAAGAAACCACACGGGAUGUUUUAUCAGCUUUACUUAGGACAGCUCUGCUAUUGGCUAUACCAGCAUAUCUACUGUAUUCUUUACAGGGUAAAGGUGGUAUGGGAGGAGGGGGAGGAGCAAAUAAAGCUCGUGGAUUAUUUAGCUUCGGUAAAUCUACGGCUCAAAUUAUAAAAGAGGACACUGGAGUGAAAUUCAGAGAUGUGGCUGGAUGUGAAGAGGCGAAAAUAGAAAUUAUGGAGUUUGUUAAUUUUCUUAAAAAUCCUAAACGGUAUAUUGACCUUGGUGCUAAAAUACCUAAAGGUGCCCUAUUGACUGGUCCCCCAGGGACAGGAAAAACACUUUUAGCCAAGGCCACUGCUGGUGAAGCUGGUGUUCCAUUUAUAACAGUGUCAGGAUCAGAGUUCCUGGAAAUGUUUGUUGGUGUAGGAGCCUCAAGAGUGAGAGACUUAUUUUCUCAAGCAAGGAAAAAUGCUCCAUGUAUAUUGUUUAUAGAUGAAAUAGAUGCUGUUGGUAGAAAGAGAGGGAGUGAUAGAAUUGGUGGUAACAGUGAACAAGAGAGCACCUUAAAUCAAUUACUUGUCGAGAUGGACGGAUUCAAUACUGAGGGUGGUGUGGUUGUGUUAGCGGCAACAAACAGAGUAGAUAUCCUUGACAAAGCUUUACUUAGACCAGGAAGAUUUGAUAGACAAAUUUAUAUAUCAGCACCAGAUAUUAAAGGGAGAGCGUCAAUAUUUAAAGUGCAUUUAAAGAAAUUAAAAAUAUCAAUUGAUAAAGAUGAUUUAGCUAGAAGGAUGGCUUCUUUAACACCUGGUUUUUCUGGUGCAGAUGUUAUGAAUGUUUGUAAUGAGGCUGCCUUGAUAGCUGCACGUGAUAGCAAAACAGAGGUAGAAUGGUUAGACUUCGAGAAAGCUAUAGAAAGAGUUGUCGGAGGUUUAGAAAAGAAGACUAAAGUAUUAGCUCCAUCAGAGAAGAAAACCAUAGCGUUUCACGAGGCUGGUCAUGCUGUAGUGUCAUGGUUCCUUGAACAUGCCAGGCCAUUACUAAAGGUGUCAAUUAUUCCUCGUGGAGAAUCUCUAGGUUAUGCUAUGUAUCUUCCACAGGAGAAAACUUUAUGUACCAAAGAGCAGAUGUUAGAUGAAAUGUGUGUAGCACUUGGUGGUAGAGUAGCUGAAGAAAUCUUCUUUAAUAAGAUAACAACAGGUGCAGAAAGUGAUCUUAGAAUGGUAACAAAAAGUGCUUAUGCUCAGGUUGUACAGUUUGGUAUGAAUGAAAAGGUAGGCCAAUUAUCCUUUCCUCCAAGAGAAGAGUCAGGGUUUAAUGUUGAUAAACCAUACAGCGAGGAAACAGCACAAUUAAUUGAUCAUGAGGUCAGAGAAAUAGUGAGCAAUGCUUAUAAGAGAACAAAAGAACUGGUAUUGAAACAUAAAGCAGAUGUAGAAAAGGUUGCCCAGUCAUUGUUAGAGAAUGAAAAGAUAGAUAAACAGAGUGUUGUGGAAUUGAUUGGCCCACGUCCAUUUGCUGAAAAAACAACAUAUGAGGAGUUUGUUGAGGGCACAGGUUCAUUUGAAGAAGAUACAACUUUACCUAAAGGUCUGGAAGGCUGGGAUAAACCGGCUGUAAAGGCAGAAGAUACAGAAUCAUCAGAAAAUGCUGACGAUAAAGGCAAAGAGACAGCAAACAUAAACAAUUUCUCAUGAACUUAUCAUUGUUGAAGACUUCCCUCUGAAUGGAACAGUGGAUUGAGAGAGAUGUUAUUUAUAACAUUAUGAGGAGCCGGGUAGUUUUCGUUUUUCCAUAUAUGAGAAGUUGGGACUUGUUUGUUUUUUUCUCAAAGAGAAAGAGUUGGACAGACUGAUGGUUCAGUAAAAUGAGCUGUCCUGUUUAUAUAUUCAUGAA
Ruditapes philippinarum (Manila clam) is the source of this 2760-nucleotide messenger RNA. RefSeq names its product AFG3-like protein 2. The transcript is spliced from 19 exons. The record is from RefSeq and is a predicted model, not a curated record. Gene Ontology annotation, molecular function: zinc ion binding; ATP-dependent peptidase activity; ATP binding. Gene Ontology annotation, cellular component: m-AAA complex; membrane. Lineage: Eukaryota; Metazoa; Mollusca; Bivalvia; Venerida; Veneridae. Gene Ontology annotation, biological process: mitochondrial protein processing; protein-containing complex assembly. The coding region runs from base 141 to 2561 and encodes 806 amino acids.